CUCUUCCCGGGAGCCUCAGGUGAGAAAGGGAGUGAAUGAGCCUCCCUCGGGCCUCAAGGAAAGGGACUUGUAUUUUCGUGGCGAAGGAAGGGAAAGAUGGCGAGUGACCGGCCCCCCGCAUCCAGAGUGCCGAGUUUUGCCCAAAUGUUGAAGAAGAACUUACCUGCCCAGGCAUCUCAACCGCCGGUUCAGACGCCGACUCUCUUAUUCCCUCAGGCAGAAACCACCAAGCCGCUGUUUCUGGCGGAGGAGAGCCCCAGCGCCUCAGGCCUAGCGUCUAAGGUGACACCCAUCACUGGUCAAGGUCCUGACUGCCAGAAUUUCAAAACAACUGUUGCUCCUAUUUCUUCACUUCCUCGAAAGAAAAUUUCAAAGGAAUUCAUCAUGAAAUACAAACGAGGGGAGAUAAACCCAGUGUCAGCUUUGCAUCAGUUUGCACAGAUGCAGCGUGCACAGCUUGAAUUAAAGGAAACUGUAACACCAGGUAAUCUCUUUGGAGCCUAUUUUGCUUUUUGUGCUGUGGUUGAUGGUAUUCAGUAUAAAACUGGAAUGGGACAAAAUAAGAAGGAAUCCAAAUCAAAUGCAGCAAAGCUUGCUCUUGAUGAACUGCUGCAGUUGGAGGAGGCAAAACCAAAGGCCCUAGAAGCCCCAGAUCCUCCCAUGGUCCUUGCAGAAAACAGAAAUGUGACCGAAAUACAAACUGCAGCUGAAUUUGAUUAUGGUUCAAAGAUUCCUUAUGAAUGCAGGCAUCUAUUAUAUGGAAAAAUCUCUCAAGUUGUCAAGGAAACAUUCAACAAUUUAACUACUAACUACCCGGAAUACCAGAGUUGUAGUAGUUCACUGGCUGCUUUCAUAAUUGAAAGAGCUAGACAGCAUGAGGUGGUGGCCAUUGGAACAGGUGACUGUAAUUAUAAUCAAUGUAGUCACCCUGAUGGCAGAGUAUUACAUGACAGCCAUGCUGUUGUUACUGCUAGGCGCUCUCUUCUCAGGUAUUUUUAUAGACAGCUUUUGCUCUACUAUAGUAAAAAUCCUGCUAUGAUGGCUAAAUCCAUAUUUUGCAUUGAACCAACAUCAAGUCUGCUUGCAUUAAAACCAGAUGUAAAUAUAUUUCUCUACCUGAAUCAGUUGCCAAAAGGAUCUGCUCAGAUAAAGUCCACAGUACGCCUCAGUCCACAUUCUGUGUCGGCAUUUGAAGCUAAUGAGGAACUUUGUCUCCAUGUUGCUGUUGAAGGCAAAAUUUAUCUUACCGUCUAUUGUCCUGCUGAAAUUGCUAGAGUAACCAGCAUGUCUGUCAGUGAUAAACUGACAAGAUGGGAAGUGUUGGGUGUCCAGGGCGCCUUAUUGAGUCACUUCAUUCAGCCAGUGUAUGUCAGUGGAAUCCUCCUUGGAGAUGGAAACUGCCAUGAUACACGUGGGCUAGAGAUAGCUAUCAAACAGCGUAUUGAUGAUUCAUUGACAUCAAAACUGCCCAUGUUUUUCUUGGUGAACAGACCUCACAUUAGCUUGGUUACAGCUGCUUAUCCUGUGCAGAUGAACUUGCAACACAAACCUCUUAGUGUGAAUUGGUCACAAGGAGACUUAUCAUUGGAGAUAGUAGAUGGGCUAAAUGGGAAGAUCACAGAAAGUUCACCCUUCAAAAGUGGUGCUUCAAUGGCAAGUCGUCUCUGCAAGGCAGCAAUGUUAAGUCGUUUUAACUUAGUGGUUAAAGAAUCAAAGAGAGAUGAUUUACUGAAGGCUGGAACGUACCAUGAAGCAAAGAUCAUGGCAGAAUCAUAUCAAGAAGCAAAACGUUUGCUGAAAACCUACCUGGAGCAACAGGGUUAUGGAUCUUGGAUUGUGAAGUCACCACAAAUGGAACGUUUUAAAUCACCUAACCACUGGUCACGCAGGUGUGGUGCUUUUGCAGAUUGUAGUCCACAACAAGUAAUUUCUCUAAGCUCUGAAAAGUGUCAUAAUAUGUAAUGGUAGGUGAUACAUGAUAUCAUAUAUUUGCUUUGCUUUGGGGAAGAUUGAGUCCUAUUCUGGCUUUAAAAGCCACAAUUCUCCUUCUUAAUCAUCUUGAAACUUUGUGGGCUAUUUGCUUUUUCAUUUGUGAGCACUUGUAUUCAAGACUGCAGGAAAAUGUUUUAAGUUGCUCUUAGCUGACAGGAGAAAAUGCCCAGAAACACAUUCUGAACAAAUACAUAGUGUAUUGAUUGGACAUCAUGGGAAUAGUUUUGCUUCUUGUAUAUUUUUCAAGCUUAGUAUUCUUUGUAUGUUUUUGUUUGUUGCAUGUCUACUUUUAGAAGCUGUAUCAGGUGUCUCAGACAUUACUUUUUUAUUUGAUUCUUCAUAAACAGUAUAGUUUUUAGGGACCAAGAUGAAAAAUGACUCUGAAUGCUUUGUAAUCACUUUCUAAAAACCUGAUUUGUUUCAAAAGGUAAUAAUUUUGAAUGGUAAAUUUGUGUGUAGUGUGUCAUUAUGUAUAAGAGCUGUCUUGAUAUCCCAAGCUCACAAAGAUUAUAUUAGUUUUAGGUAUACAAAUAGAAAUUGUGCAAAACUGGGCAAAACAGUGCCUAGCAUGGAGAUUUCAUGCUAUUUGAGUCCUGUUCUCCAUACUUAUUUUUUGAUUUAUUUUAUAUCCCGCCUAUCUGGUCUUGCGACCAUGCUAGGCGGCUCUACCUUGCCCAGAUGUGCUGAUUUGUACCUACAUCACAUCUGGGACAAGGCUUAGAAGUUCAAGCUGUUUGCAAGAGUAUUUAAAUUUUAAUUUUCUGUCAAAAUGUGGCAUGUUUCACAUAAAAAUGUAGUUGUUUGUAUAUCACUUAAGAUAUUCACAAUAUAUUCACUUACUUAGUGGAUGUAGGCUUAGUGAAUGCAGAGUCUUUGUGGAUGGCUAAUGGGUAGUGUAGAAAUUAUUCAUGUAGUUGUACAUAGAAGUUGAAUGAAUAAAUAUGUGGUAAGCAACUUCCAUACCAAUUGGAGAUAAUAGCUCAGUUCCAUCCUUUUGGCUACCAUCAUGUUAUGAACCAACCUUAAGUCUCUGAAGAUCAAAUGAACAUACCGUUCUGUUUAUUUUGUAAAUUUGGUGGUUAGCUUUGCUAUCUUCGGAUUCAUCCAGAAGCUUUAUGUUGAAACAUUUUUAGGUUUUUCUAUUGUGUAUUGAAACAUAUGUAAUAUAAAGCAGUAACUUUCUAUCCAGUGAAGCAUUGGAUGUUUCCUUUGCUAAAUGAAUGAUUUCAGUAAAAUAUUUCUGCUAUAAAUUGUGAACUGCCUAAAAAUAUAGUGUUCUUUUUUACUGGAAAGUUUUUCCUGUUUCCAGAAAGCAGCACGCAACAGCAAAUCCAUGGAGAAUUAUUCUCAUUUUGCAGGAAGAAGACAUUCAGAAAGGAGUUACCCCUCUUAUUGCCCAGACAAGACAGCAGUUAGUUAACAAAGGUUAUAAAUUCAUAAGGUGAACAUAAGUCAGAAGUGACUUUAUGGCACAUAAAGUGUUUAAUGAAACCUUUUCUGAAAAAUUAUCAAUAUUUUGGUGAAGAAACAUUUAUGUUCUUCUGCUGCUUCAUUACUGCUAAAAUCAGAACUCUUUCUAGUGACUGUUAAAUUUGAAUUAAAA
Messenger RNA from Pogona vitticeps (central bearded dragon), 3595 nucleotides. The record is from RefSeq and is a predicted model, not a curated record. Lineage: Eukaryota; Metazoa; Chordata; Lepidosauria; Squamata; Agamidae.